AUGGGCUGCUGUGGGGAUCGCGAAAAGGCCAUCAGUGUGUCCGAGGAGCAAAAGUGGACGCACAUUACCCUCUCCGACUUCAAGUCGACUUCGUGCCUCGCGCCCUUUUCCUAUGCCUGGCUGUGGGUCCUCGUCAUCAUUUCGUGCGCCGUCUACGCCGCCGACGCCUUUACUGCCAUCAACCUUCUCGCCUUUGACAAGUGGACCAGCACCAUCAAGCCCGCCGUGCCCUUUGAAAUCGCAAAGUGGAUCUUCGCCAUCACCAUCAUCAUUUCCUAUGUUUUUCUCGUCUACCGCUACAUCCGCACCCUGCGCGUCAUGCGCACCGGAAGCGUGACCGAGUGCUACCUCGAGCCCAUGGCUGUCAUCUGGCAGAGUAUGCGCAUCACGUCGUCGGGCCAGGGCUGGCGCCGUUUCCUGGUUUUUGCCGAGUUGACAAAGAGUAAAAAGGGCGUCAACUACAUUGCGCUUUUCGUCUACUUCCAGUUCAAGAGCGCCCUGCUCAUCCUUGUCGCCCAAGGCCCCAGAAUCGCAAUCAACGCCAUGACGCUGUACGCCGUCAUGCAGGCCAAGAUCAUUCCCGGAGGCGACCAUGCUGCCAAAGACCGUUCCGACAUUGAGCAGUUCUUCGUCAAUAUCAAGACCAUGAUUGACACGGGUAACAGGCAGGAAACAGUCGUCUACUUUGCCAUGUUGUUCUCCUUGGUUAUCUGGGUCAUUGCUGCCCUGAGUUUGAUUAUUGCCGUCAUCCUCUACAUCUUCUUCCUGUGGCACUACAUUCCCAAGGCCGACGGCAGUCUGACCAACUACUGCCGCCGCAAGGUAGAGACGCGUCUGGAGCGCAUUGUCGGUAAGAAGAUCAAGAAGGCGAUUGAGAAGCAGAAUCACCAGUUGAGGAAGGAAGAGGAGAGGGCAAUCAAGAAGGGCGAGUUUGACGCAUCCAAGUCCCGACCUACUCUGCCCAAGCUGCGCGACGACGACGACGCAUCUUCCAUCUUCUCUCUGCAACGCACCGACACGAUGAACACAAACACGACGCUUCCGCCAUAUGCGCCGAGCCCUCUGUCGCAUUCCACCACCGUCAAUUCAAACACUGGUCGAAGCCUCAUGAUGAAGCCGUCUCUGCCGACGCUCAACGAACGUCCCGGCAUGCCGAUGCGAUCCGAAACGCAAUUUUCCGCCUUCUCCAACACCAGCUAUGGUCCCGACGUGCCCAUGCUGAGCCAGGCUGGUAACAUGGGCAUGUCCUCGCCAGUGCCGCCAAUGCCUCUCGAUCGCAACGGUUCCGGAUACUAUGGCGAGAAAGCCAACAUGCCAUAUGCGCCGGAUAGGUCCUUUACUCCCAUGUCUCAAGGCAGAGCGUCGCCAUUGCCCCACCGAGGCCCUAUGCCACGCGUCGAUACCAACUUCAACAACCAUGUUCCCUAUGGCUCCCAGUCUCAUGUGGUUUCUCCUCUCUCGAAUGAUGGACGAGGCACGCCACAGGGCUACCCCAACCGCCCCUACCAGGAAUUCAGUCCCUAUAACAGCCGCGGCCCCGCCAUGGGCCAAGAGUAUGAGCUCUCGCCUGUCGAUGUAAACACUACAGACUUUUCUUCUCACUACCAGGUCGCCCCGAAAAACGUGAAUGACUAUCAGCCACCACAAGUGCCUGAUAUCUUGAGGGUGGGCUCUCCUGCGCCCUCGCAGUCUGUUGGCCAGCCAAGAGCGGGUACUGCACCUCCUCGGGCCGGUGUACCAACAUCUCUGCAGUCUCCUAUGCAGCGUCGAGACAUGUCGCAGCCCCUGCCCAACCGCGACAUGAAUGGUUCAGUUCCGCCUCAGCGCAGCGCUACUGCACCAAUUCAGCAGCCAGGUUGGGCACGAGGCCCUCCUUCUCGCAGCUACACUCCCUCUGGACCCGGCCCACAGCGCAGCAACACUCCUGGACAGCGUGACUACGACAACGGCUACAACCCUUGAGCACGUUGGAUCAAACCGUUGUUUCCACGUAGCGACCGCUUUGCUUAUACUUUUGAUUCCCAUUUAUGCAUAUCAUGGCGUUUCUCUUCUUUCUGUUGGAUACAGACUCUUUCAUACCACCUACAUUCUCUCUCUCUCUCACCCCCAUAUCAUUUGGGGAAUACGACAAUGAUUUUCUCCCUGCUGAUUGCAGCCGCGAGUAUUCAUAACCUUCGCUUGUCUUUUUUUUAUUUUCCAAAUGUU
This is a messenger RNA of Exserohilum turcica Et28A, 2205 nucleotides long. RefSeq lists its product as uncharacterized. Gene Ontology annotation, molecular function: potassium ion transmembrane transporter activity. The transcript is spliced from 2 exons. Gene Ontology annotation, biological process: potassium ion transmembrane transport. Gene Ontology annotation, cellular component: plasma membrane. The record is from RefSeq and is a predicted model, not a curated record. Lineage: Eukaryota; Fungi; Ascomycota; Dothideomycetes; Pleosporales; Pleosporaceae. Bases 1 to 1962 code for a protein of 653 amino acids.